Molecule: messenger RNA, 807 nt
Organism: Solanum lycopersicum (tomato)
Lineage: Eukaryota; Viridiplantae; Streptophyta; Magnoliopsida; Solanales; Solanaceae
Source: RefSeq, a predicted model, not a curated record
AAAUAUUUCUCUCUCUCUCUACAUGCAAAUCAUGCAUUAAAAUACUUUACCUCCAAAUUGAGGAUACACAUUUAUAAAACCUCCAGGCUGUAGAUUAGUUUUUUCAGUCACCGUAAACAUUCAUAGAAAACAAAUACAUAACUACUCCUUUCAGCUUUAGAGAACAGCCAUGGCACCUUCAGAAAACUCAGACAACAGAGGCAAGCACAGUGUGGCCGUGACAGCUCUAGACGGAGUCAUAAAUGUGAACUCACUUUUUACCAUUGCCAUUUUUGUGGGGCUAUCUCUAGCAUCUCCAGGGCAAAAGAGCCUCAACAGUAGCAAACGUUGUCAGCCAGGGAUUCUAACUGUAAAACAACUAGUAAUCUUCGAGGUGCUUUCGUUCAGUUUCUUUCUCUUCUCAUCACUAAUAGCACUGGCCAUAAAACUCUCCCUCCAUCUUCUGUAUAGCGAAGAUCUGUCUCAUGGUUUCAGUGACAUUGUCAGUGCAACACUCCUUAGAGCAGGAAUGUUGAUGACAGCUAUCUCCUCUGUUAUGGGCUGCUUGUUUCUCAUGGUUUCUAUGUUGAAUGUGGUUGAGAUCAAGACUGGGAUGCUAUACUGUGGAGCUAAAUCUACUAUUAUAUCAGUUACUUUCCUCAUAAUCCUCGUUUCGUCGGGUCUUUUGGUGUAUAUUUCUGCUGCAUGGUAUGCAUUUAUCCACGCAAACGUCCACCCCCAUGAAAACAGGACUGCUUGAUCAUUUUUGUUCUAUCAAAUCCUAUUUUGUUUUCUAAUAACAGCCGUCUCUGGAUUAGUUUGUGUACA